GGCUCAUAGUACCCGCGGGCACUUUAAUUUGUUGUUUAGUCUUCGUUUGUACAUUCUGUCGGCAAUAGCAAUGACUCCAAGUCCUGGCUCACCAAGUCGACCCGCGGCAUGUAUAGAAUGUCGACUUGCCAAGCAAAAAUCUGACCGGUUUACUGACCAGACUGAUACUUGUGCUCGUUGUGUCAAACAUGGGUUCGAUUGCUUUGUGCUCAUUAAACGCAGAGGAAGAAGACCCAAAAGUGGUUAAGUACUUGAGUCUAGAACAACAAAAUCAUCAAACAUGACAGUCAAACCGGCGGCAUCUCACAAAAUUAUAGGCUCUCUGCACAUCAAUCAAUCUCCCUUCAGAACGUCAAACCCAACUGGAAUCAAAUCAAGACCUACAGCCUUCUACCUCAAACCACCAAGCCGCUCUCGAGUCUCAAGCAGACCCCCAUACCUCCAAACCCUCUAGUGACCGACGCGCCAAGCCGAGUCAUAGUGUUGCGGCGCCGUCAGCGUGGUCAACAGCUAAACCAGUUGAUGCUGUUCCGCCAGAAGCCCGGGAUGGCACUCCGGUCUGGAGCGCAGGAGUUUUAGCAUCUGCAUUAUGGGCCGAUGUUUACAGCAAAGGGCGCCGGCGUACCUUGCCACACCUGAUGGUCCCGUUCGACAUCGACAGAGUAACUGCUCCGUCCCCCAGUGAUACGACUAUCGCCGUACACCAUGGUCCGAAGACACUGGCAAGUAUUCUGCCACCUAUUGGAUCCCUAAGCUCGCAACUUGAGUGCGUAACGCCCACUUGGAUAUCGUGCGAUCAUUCCUGCGAUCCUCUAGUUGAGCCAGUCAUCGCUGGAAUUCUUGACCCUGCAGAUGCUGAGAGAUUGUGGGAUCGGUACCUGCGCACCGCUCUCGCUAGCCCGGGCUCCUCGGCGUAGUUGAGAACGGUUAUCAUACUUUCCGUCGCUCCUCAACCUUCCUCUGUACCGUCAUCCUCCAUCUUAGCGCGAGACUCGCAGACUAGAAUGAAGGGGCUGAGCACUCCUAGCACUUCAUCGAACACCAAGCAUCAAGCCAGGAAACCGCAACAAUGUGGCGGGACUUGGAAGAAAAUUUAUACACCCGAAUCCGCCAUCUGGCAGCUGACGCUUUCUUCACUCGCACGUGCACUUUGGAAACGGUGCAAGGAUUUCUCCUCUUGAAUUUGUGGAAAGAGAUCAAUGAUUCGGUUUCUCCUCUGCAUUUUGGAUUCGCCGCUCGCAUUACCAUGGACAUGCGCCUUGGUGAUCAUCUACCGGAUCUGGACGACACGCUAGAUCCAGCCUCUCGACGAAGACUUCGGCAUCAUUUCCACAAAACACAGGAAACCUACCUGGCUAUGUACGCAGAAGAUCGAAUGCAGUCGACCCUUUGCGUGACGGGCACCACGGUUUCCGCGCGCGCCCCGGCAGUGCAAGAAUGUGCAGCUCCUACCUGCAAUCACCUAUCCUUCGCGCCACAGCUACGCGCCAUGGUUACAGCUCGUCUCCUGGUACCCAGUUCUAGGUGUAGGGGAAGAGGAGGCUCGAGGCACGGAUCGGCGUCAAGACAGGACCCAUUUUCGAAUCGAGCAUAAGUCGACGGGUGCGUAGACAAGGUGAGGAGAAGUGAGCAGAAGUGAGAAGA
Cladophialophora immunda is the source of this 1644-nucleotide messenger RNA. RefSeq lists its product as uncharacterized. The record is from RefSeq and is a predicted model, not a curated record. The transcript has a single exon. Bases 1070 to 1594 code for a protein of 174 amino acids. Lineage: Eukaryota; Fungi; Ascomycota; Eurotiomycetes; Chaetothyriales; Herpotrichiellaceae.